Fusarium venenatum is the source of this 1149-nucleotide messenger RNA. RefSeq lists its product as uncharacterized. The record is from RefSeq and is a predicted model, not a curated record. NCBI's taxonomy places the organism in Eukaryota, Fungi, Ascomycota, Sordariomycetes, Hypocreales, Nectriaceae.
AUGUCCUCAAACACCUCCCCUGUACCCCCAGGACCACCCAACGAGGUCAGCACAGCUGAAACUCAUGAAGGAGCGCCUCGAGACUCCAGUCGCUUCCAUCACCACACUCCUCGACAGUCUCACUUUCCAGCUUUCGCACAACUUCCAUAUCCUUAUACUUACGGCCCUGGGUCGCCAUAUGCCCCACAGUACAACCCGUACCAUCAGCCGCAGCUUGGAUAUCAUCAUUUCCAUCAGCAGCAGGCUCGUCAAAAUGUUACCAUUGACGACGGCAUAACCGCUGAAUACUCUCCCGAGUCCCAGCGCCCUCCAGAAGAGUCCAAGCCCAUUCAUCUGCGAUCGCGGCCUUGCCGUGGGAAGAACGAUGACGACACUUCACUUCGACCUGAUCUAGGAGUUUCGUUCGAAAAUGUUGAAGAGGAUAAAGCUGUCGCGGAAGAUCGUCCUCCCAAUAAGGCUAUUCCCAAAGAAUCCCUAACCCGCGGGGAGAAGAUGCGACUCCUAGAUCUACUUAAACAAUACGAAGAUGUACAGAGAAGUGGAGGUGUCUUCCGCUCAGCAACCAAAACAUACCAGCAAUUCUACCAGGCGAUCUUCCGCAGAUCAUGGGACACCAGUAGCAAAAGCUGCAGCCCAGUAACUCUUCGUUCCGCACGCAGCUCCGAUGCUUGUCUUGAAAUCGGCCAUUACGAAAAGGAUGCCCCAUCCAGUCGAUCGGACGACGAGUGCAGAGGGUCCAAAGUGCUCAAGCAAACAAUACCGAUAUUUCUCACUCUCGACCUUAGAGCCGGCGAGAUCGAUUGGAUGUAUCACGAUAAGGAUGGGAACCAUUUCAAAGCCCGCGAUGUAACGCUCCAUCAUGGCCUCAGUAUUGAACAGGCUAAGAAGAACGUUUUGGAUUACCAAGACCAGAAAGAGAUGAAGCGCAUUUGCGAACACAACAUUGACCAGAUUGUCCAUGCCGCGAGACGACGAAUAGUCAAGUGGGCAAGAGCAGGAAGUGCUGCUCAGCUUGGCGUUGACGAUGAAGACAGAGCCGCCCUGGAGUUACUUGAACUCCCCUCGGAGCGUUUCCUCGCGCGAUUCGAGGAGGUCCGCGUUCUACGAGAUUAUCUAGUGCAGCGACCUGAACUAAGCUAUGAGAACUGA